Physella acuta is the source of this 606-nucleotide messenger RNA. RefSeq names its product putative eggshell protein. The record is from RefSeq and is a predicted model, not a curated record. Lineage: Eukaryota; Metazoa; Mollusca; Gastropoda; Physidae.
AUGUAUGAUGAUGGCAGUUACAGUAACUAUUUGUAUGAUGAUGGCGGUUACAAUAACUAUAUGUAUGAUGAUGGCGGUUACAGUAACUAUUUGUAUGAUGAUGGUGGUUAUAGUAACUAUAUGUAUGAUGAUGGCGGUUACAGUAACUAUAUGUAUGAUGAUAGUGGUUACAGUAACUAUAUGUAUGAUGAUGGCUGUUACAGUAACUAUAUGUAUGAUGAUAGCGGCUACAGUAACUAUAUGUAUGAUGAUGGCUGUUACAGUAACUAUGUGUAUGAUGAUAGCGGCUACAGUAACUAUAUGUAUGAUGAUGGCUGUUACAGUAACUAUAUGUAUGAUGAUAGCGGCUACAGUAACUAUAUGUAUGAUGAUGGCUGUUACAGUAACUAUAUGUAUGAUGAUGGCUGUUACAGUAACUAUAUGUAUGAUGAUGGCUGUUACAGUAACUAUAUGUAUGAUGAUGGCUGUUACAGUAACUAUUUGUAUGAUGAUGGCUGUUACAGUAACUAUAUGUAUGAUGAUGGCUGUUACAGUAACUAUAUGUAUGAUGAUGGCUGUUACAGUAACUAUUUGUAUGAUGAUGGUGGUUACAGUAACUAUAUGUAA